This is a messenger RNA of Melitaea cinxia (Glanville fritillary), 900 nucleotides long. It is a transcript of the gene Rad1, whose product is annotated as cell cycle checkpoint protein RAD1. Gene Ontology annotation, biological process: DNA damage checkpoint signaling; DNA repair. Gene Ontology annotation, molecular function: 3'-5' exonuclease activity. The transcript has 6 exons. The record is from RefSeq and is a predicted model, not a curated record. Bases 82 to 894 code for a protein of 270 amino acids. Lineage: Eukaryota; Metazoa; Arthropoda; Insecta; Lepidoptera; Nymphalidae. Gene Ontology annotation, cellular component: checkpoint clamp complex; nucleus.
UAUUGGGCAAGACCGUUGACCGAGAAGUUACUCAGGAACAGUAUUUAAUGUUAGUGAGAUCAAUUAUCGAACCUGAUCAAAAUGGAUGAUGGAACUUCACAGUAUUACUUAACUGCCUCAAUGGACUCUGGGAAAUCUUUCUGUAGUUUAUUAAAAGCUAUACAAUUCCAAGAGAAUGCUGUAUUUUGUGCUAUGCCGGAGGGUCUAAAAUUAACAGUGGAAGAGGGGAAAUGCGUCCAGGCCUCUGCUUAUAUACCCGCUGAUAAUUUCACUGAAUACCAUGUUAGAGAUGAUGUGGACGUUCUGUUUAAAAUAAGUAUAGCCGUGCUAACAGAGUGUUUAAAUAUUUUUGGAGCUAGUGAAGAAUCCAGUUUGAAGAUGUAUUACAGGAGUGAAGGAUCACCGUUACUAUUAGUCUUGCAACCGCAAUCCGUCCACAAUGUGAUGACAGACUGUGAGAUAGCCACACAGACAGCAGACUCAAUUCUCGAGUUGAAGGAUGAGGACUCGUCAGAAAUUGCCAAGUUAGUCUUAAAAGCAACUGCCUGUGGUGGUUUACUUGCAGACUUGGAGAGAUCCUGUGAUGUCAUUGAACUAAAUCUAUCUCCAGAUCAUCCGAAUGUCAGUAUUAUUACAUAUGGAAUGCAGGACAGAUCCUGUAUAGAUGUACCGAAGUCUUCGGACAUGGUUGAAAGUUUCAGCUGUGACAAACCUGUAACUCUGAGAUAUCAAUUACCCCACAUACGACUGAUUAUGAAGGCUCUGGCCAUUUCUUCAAAGGUAGUAUUAAGGUGUAGUUCAAACGGACUUCUAUUGCUUCAACUGAAAUUGGAAAAAGAAGAUCAGAGGCAGAUGUUUUCUGAGUUUUACAUUGUACCCUUAUUAGAUGAUUAAUACAUU